AUGGCUGUUAUUCAACAACUCUUUAAGUAUAUAGAAGUUGAUUUUCGUCGAAAUUAUCCACACUUAGGAACUAAAGCCGCGGGAUUUCAACAUUGGUGGAUUAAUCGAAACGGGGAUUUAAUGGGAAUAACUAAGUGUAUUGAUAUGUAUAUUUAUUUAUGUGAUUCAAAACAUUAUCCGUUGUCAAUAAAUAAUAUUCAAUUAAAGCCUAUAUUACCAAAACAUUUACCUGUGCAACUUUCAGUACUGAUAAAAUUUGUUGAUAAUUAUAUUUCAGUUGACGAAGUUAAGACUGAAUUAGAAGGUCAAUUCACAAAAAUUUUUGCUAUUGUUGACAUCUUUGGAAGCAAAAAUAUGAGAAAUAGACAUGUACGAAUGGAUCUAGCGUCAAAAAGUGAAUAUGAAAAUAUACUAAACUCAAGCAAAGUUUCAAUUUUUGGACAAUUGUAUGAUGCCUACGAGUUUCUCUCACCACAAAAAUUCUUAAUAUGCUCGAAAUGUAACUCACCCGGGCAUACGAAGAAAAACUGUAUAUGUGACAUUGAAGUUUGUCGACGAUGUGGCAGUGAUCGUUUAAACGGUGAUCAUAUCAACUGUAUAAUAAAAUGUCAUCACUGUGAAGGUGCGCAUCUGUCGACGAAUUAUGUAUGUCCAAUUCUAACUCAAUAUAGAAAAGAUCUAGUAGCUGAGUUAAAACGAAGACCAGAUCUGAUUCCAGAAGAUGUGCAACUCUUUAUCCCAGGUGAAUAUCGAGUGAACGACAAAAACAACAGAAUUUUAGGAAAUAAUAAUAAUAACAAUUUGAAACAACAAAAAUUGCAGGAAUACAAUAAUUAUACGAAUAUAAAUCCUUGGAUGAGUGGUAAUUCAGCACUCACGAUUCCAACAUAUAAACAACAUCAAGAGUUUAGUUUGAAAAUGAAAUUGAUAAAUGAUGAAUUAGAGGAAAUAAAACGUGAACAUGCGAAAGACAAAAUAUCAUUUAAACGGAGAUACGACAACCAAUUAAAGAAAACAAAUGAGGAAAUUGAUAUAUUAAAAACACAAAUCAAAAUACAAAAUGAAAUGGUUAAAGACAUGUACACCGCAGUUAUUGAAAUUGUACCAGCUAUACAUCAGACAAUAAUAGCACUGGGUAGAGUAAUUGAAAUGGACAAUAGUGAUAAUGACAACGAAAGUAUUCAAUUAAAUUAUAAUAAAAUACUUCAUGAACUAUCAAAAACAUCAGAAAUGGUACUCGAUCGUACCGAUCUACUUCAAAAACAUCAUGAAAAGUUAAUGGGUGU
Molecule: messenger RNA, 1286 nt
Organism: Didymodactylos carnosus
Lineage: Eukaryota; Metazoa; Rotifera; Eurotatoria; Philodinida; Philodinidae
Source: the annotation of a GenBank genome assembly